Messenger RNA from Suillus fuscotomentosus, 891 nucleotides. RefSeq lists its product as uncharacterized. Bases 1 to 891 code for a protein of 296 amino acids. NCBI's taxonomy places the organism in Eukaryota, Fungi, Basidiomycota, Agaricomycetes, Boletales, Suillaceae. The record is from RefSeq and is a predicted model, not a curated record. The transcript has 3 exons.
AUGCAAAACUUCGGAACACCUUCUCGUGUGCGAGGAGAUCGUGGAGGAGAGAAUCUCGAUGUUGCAAUGUAUAUGAUAAUGCGAAAUGGACCACGUCGUGCGUCCUUCAUGUGGGGAUCUUCUACACGGAAUUCGCGGAUCGAGCGUCUAUGGGUUGAAGUUGGCACGCAGUUUGCUAGGAGGUGGAGAGCGUUUUUCACUCGACUUGAAAACCAUCACGGGCUCAACCCUCACAGCCCUAGUCAUAUCUGGUUGCUCCAGACUCUGUUCCUCGAUGAAAUCAAUCAAGAUUGUUCGGAUUUCCGGGCGGAAUGGAACUGUCAUCCGAUACGUGGUCCUGACACCAAUGAUAAGAGCCCUAAGGAUUUACGUUUUUUAGGUCAAAUCCAGUUCGGCGUGUAUCGUGACGACUGCGAAGGGGUCCACCCUGACGUGAUUGAAGAACACUAUGGGGUACAUGGUCCUACUACGACUCGACGACAACAUCAGAGUGGAGCGGGGCAUCCAAUUGACGAAGAAGAACGUGAUAACGAAGAGGAGCCUCUAACUAUGGUACAGGCUAUCAAUGAUCAACAACGACACCAUAUCCACCACGACGCUAUCAGUGUUCCAUUGCAAAUCAGUCCUUUCGUCAAUGACGAAACACGCCGGCAAUUCUCUGCCACCCUUAUCGAAGUCAUAGCCGAGGAUAUAACACCGUGCGACUGCAGGCUAGCAGGAAAUGAGUGGGAAGGCGAUGAGUAUCCAAUCUUCGAGGCUAUCCCUGUUGGCCGACGAGGGUCGAAAGAACUACACGUGUCUCUCGCCGAACCAAGCUGGUUCAACCGGGCGAGGCUAUGGUGUCAGGCCUUACUAGUGUUGUCAUACUUUUUAGCGGCUGGGCAAGAGUAA